Conger conger (European conger) is the source of this 3262-nucleotide messenger RNA. RefSeq names its product CTD (carboxy-terminal domain, RNA polymerase II, polypeptide A) small phosphatase-like a (gene ctdspla). The record is from RefSeq and is a predicted model, not a curated record. The transcript is spliced from 9 exons. The coding region runs from base 552 to 1541 and encodes 329 amino acids. NCBI's taxonomy places the organism in Eukaryota, Metazoa, Chordata, Actinopteri, Anguilliformes, Congridae. Gene Ontology annotation, molecular function: RNA polymerase II CTD heptapeptide repeat phosphatase activity.
UCUUUUUCUUUUUUCAUUUUGGGAAGGAGGGAGGAGGGCUCCUGUGGAAACCGCCUCCUUCACCCAGUCCGCGGUGCUACAGUAUUGCUAGUCGGUCUGUGGAGUGAAAACGCUCAUCGCCUCCAUGUUGGAAAGAACACACAGAAACAAUUCAUCAUUUGUUAAGAUAAACCCCAAAGUAGGAUUACAUUGUUGCAUGCCUUGACUAAAUCGCUGGCACAAAUUUCGGAGAGACGAGGGCUGCUUUCCCCGCGAGAGCUAAAUCUAUGCGGGAUACAGUCUACUUGAAUUACCGUGGCUAGGUAGCUAGCAAAGUUCGGUUCGAUUUAUGCUUUUUAUUUUUAUUUUUACGUGCUUAUGCGUCAAGGAAUAUAUGGCAUUCGCUCUAUGGUGAACAAAAGGGGGCCUGCGCUCUAUGUUCGGACUACGUUGUUUUUUAGUGUUCAGCCAGCAGUAUCGACACUGUUUUCCUACCAAGUAGACCAGUUAAAAAGCUGUCUGGCUAUAUAUUCUGAAAUAAAGUAAAUUAAGAGGAAUAACAUCCAGUUUCCAUGGACAACACGUCCAUAAUUACCCAGGUUGCUAACCCAAAGGAGGAGGAGAUCCUUUCUUCAAGUCAAGAAAAAGUUUCCCAGUCGAAGAGCAGCUUAAAGAAACAGAGGAGUCGUGGUAUCUUCAGCACUUUCUUCUGUUGCUUCCAGAACUACAAUGUUGAACCGCCCUCAUCCAACAACAACACCAGCAGCUCCCUACCUCCACUGGCGGAGGAAAAUGGGACGCUUCCAAAGUGUGACCAGGUUGAGGUCAUCCCCAUCCCCAGUGUCGGGUCCCCCAGCGCUCCCCUUGAUGCGACCUCUUGCUCCCGGGCUCCGGACUCUGAGCCUCCCUUCCAGUCGCGACCCUCCGUCCAGUCCCCCCUUUGGCUGGGAGACGACCCGGAGCCGCCGCCCGUUGUCUCGCACGUUCGGCCGGAACACCCCCCAGCCAAGAACCUCCUACCUGAGAUCAGCAUACCUGACUGCGGCAAGAACUGCGUGGUGAUCGACUUGGACGAAACCCUGGUGCACAGCUCUUUCAAGCCUAUAAGUAACGCUGAUUUCAUCGUUCCUGUGGAGAUCGAUGGCACUGUUCAUCAGGUGUAUGUGCUGAAACGGCCUCACGUGGAUGAGUUUCUGCAGAAGAUGGGGGAACUGUUUGAAUGCGUACUGUUCACCGCCAGCCUAGCUAAGUACGCAGACCCUGUGGCAGACUUGUUGGAUCAGUGGGGGGUGUUUCGCGCCCGGCUCUUCAGAGAAUCCUGUGUGUUCCACCGGGGGAACUAUGUCAAAGACCUCAGCCUUUUGGGAAGAGAGCUGAGCAAGGUCAUUAUAGUGGACAACUCACCCGCGUCAUAUAUUUUCCAUCCUGAAAACGCAGUCCCAGUACAGUCGUGGUUUGAUGACAUGACGGACACAGAGCUCUUAGAUUUGAUCCCUUUCUUUGAAGCGCUGAGCAAAGAGGAGGAUGUUUACAACGUGUUACAGACCCUGAGGGCCAGGUAGCCCAGUCUCCUGUCCUGGUCCUGCCCCUCUCCAGCCUGGCUCAGGUCCCUACUGCAGCAGCCUAUAGGGGGCGACGCAGAGCAGUGCCGAGAGCAGCCACCCCCAGCUGUUAUCUGGCCACACCCUGGAUGGACUGAAUGUUUGUGGUGCGGCCAACGAGAAAGGAGAUGAACUUUGAGAAGCCCCGCUGGAAGAGCAAGAAAAUGUGUACAUAUUAUAUAUUUCUAAUCUGGAGAGGAAAAAACAAAAACAAAAAAAAUCUAUUAAAACAACUUCAUUUUUUAACGGAGACACAAGUUUUACUAUUCUAUUAAGUUCUAUAUAUUUACCAAAAACCAACCUUUUUUCAGAAAAUGAAACCUUUUUCAUCCUUUUAAUGUUGCUAUGCAGGCAGCCUGUUCCCCACUCUCCAGUAACUCGACUGUGAUUUUCUUUACCUACUGAAUGAAGUGCCUUUUGUGACUGUUGUUUUUAUGGAGAGAGCAAAUCUACAUUUUGUAUGCUGCACAUUUCCAGAAAAAUUCAAUCUUUUAAUGAAUUUAUGCUUUAAAAUUGAAGUGGAGAAGAAAAUUUAUAUAAAAAGAACUGUUAUUUAUGCUGAAUAUUUUACAGAGGGGUGGGCCCAUUUCUUCAUUAUGUACUAAAUGGAUUUUUUUCGGUUUUUACAAUGCCUAUAGUGGCAAUGGUGAUUAACUGUGUUGGAUAUUAUGGCCUGAAGUCUGAAUGAAAGAAUGCAUUUGCAAUUGUGAUUUUGUGUAGUAUUAGUAGGCAGUUCACCCUGCCUACAGCAGAGGUAAGUGGCACAUUGGUUUAAGAGGAAAGAGACCAAAGCCUGGAGGUUUUGAAGUGCCAAUGCUUGUGUUUCAAAUCUGUUGCCAUACACCAGAGGUGCGUUCAAGAUCGUUUUUUCUGUUCGCCACAAACGUUAGCUAACGUUAGCUAACAAUUUGAAAAGGUGGUGCGCAGGGGAACAGAAAUAGCUGCCGACGAAGAAGACGUGGAGAGAACAGAAGUUGACAAUUAUUUGGUUGUUAUAAUUCACUUUAAUCAAUGUAAUACUUGUUCUUACCUUAAGCAACGAAUUAUCUAGCUGGCAUUGUUAUUGCCACCAUACAUCCGUUUGUAUUUAAAAUGCGUUGGUGGCGAAUUAAAUGGAAUGUUCAUUUAAAAUCGUUCAACAGUAGGGCCGCGGUGUCUUGAACGCACCUUAGGUCCUACUUGAAAGUGCCAGGUAGUUUGUCCGUAAUGAUGAAAAAAGUUGUCAUUUAGCUUUGCUGUUAAAAUAAGUAAAAUAAUCAGGUGCAUCCAAAAUGGCUAACUUUCCCCAUUGGAUUUGUAAUAUAAAAUGAAAAUAAAUCCCAAUGGCUCAGCUCAGUUUUGUAUAUGCCUACCUAUGUUUAGAAAUGUCAGAUUAAUGUUAGAUUAAUUUCAUUUCAGUCCAGUUAUAUUUGAUUUUGUACUUGGGCCUCUCAUGAACUCAAUGAAAUGAAUGCACUUUUUCAAGCACUUUUCACACUCAAUUUAGUAUUACUUUGCUGUGAUUCUUUAAUAACGGAAAGCGGAAGUGUCCUUGUUAAAGCCCACCGUUGGUACGCAAUUGCAAAUGUAUCCUUUCACUGUGAAGAAAAUUGAAUAUUGUAUGACAACAUUUUGUUCCCGUUUAUUUUUUCCUGUGAUAUUUAAUGAGUCGAUAAAUGUCUCUAGCUGAUUUGGUAGUUCAA